This is a messenger RNA of Akanthomyces muscarius, 876 nucleotides long. RefSeq lists its product as uncharacterized. The coding region runs from base 1 to 876 and encodes 291 amino acids. The record is from RefSeq and is a predicted model, not a curated record. NCBI's taxonomy places the organism in Eukaryota, Fungi, Ascomycota, Sordariomycetes, Hypocreales, Cordycipitaceae. The transcript has 2 exons.
AUGCUCAGUCUUGACAGCUGGUGGUGGCGGUUCCUUGAGACCUACGUCUACGCCGAGCUCCCGCCGCCGCCGCGCCGCCGCACCACGCCGCUCCAGGUCCUAUGCGUUGGCCCGCCCCGGUCCGGCACCGAGUCGCUGUCCCAGGCGCUCGCCAUCCUCGGCUAUGACCACUCUUACCACGGCUGGGACAUCUUGUUCGAGGCGCCACACCGCAUGCAGGACUGGGCAGCCCUCGCCCGCACCAAAUGGUAUGGCCGUCGCACUGGUUCGGCGGAUCUAGCAGCGGCCGACUUUGACGCCGUGCUGGGCCAUGCCGCGGCCGUGUCCGACGCGCCGGCGAGCUGCUUCGCGGCCGAGCUGAUUGCCGCGUACCCCGAGGCCAAGGUCGUGCUCAACACGCGGAGCGACCUCGACGAGUGGCUGGGCAGCAUGGACAAGACGAUUGUGGCCAUCAACGAUAGCUGGAUGUUUUGGCUCAUACACCUUUUCCACCGCGAGGCGUUUUGGGCGUGGCACGUCUCUCAACGCUAUCUCUGGGCACCCUUCUUCCGCGCGCCCGACGGCCACAUGGCGACGGCGAUUCGCAGAAAUGGUAAAUGGGUCUAUCAAGAACACUGCAACAUGGUUCGAGGCUUGGUGCCCAAGGAAAGAUUGCUGGAGUGGCAGAUUGGGGAUGGCUGGGAACCGCUGUGCGAGUUUCUCGACAAGCCGGUACCCGACGUCCCGUUCCCGCAUGCAAAUACUCAGAAUAAGGGUUGGAAGGAGAGAGAGCAGCAGGCCAUGAACAAAUGGGUGUUUUUAGCCUUAAGGAAUGCACUUGUGCUCGGCGCAGGUCUCUCCGGCCUCGGCGCGAUAAUGUAUAAGCAACUAUGCUGA